This is a messenger RNA of Branchiostoma belcheri (Belcher's lancelet), 2800 nucleotides long. RefSeq names its product glutamate receptor ionotropic, kainate 2-like. The coding region runs from base 1 to 2616 and encodes 871 amino acids. The transcript has 14 exons. Gene Ontology annotation, molecular function: transmitter-gated monoatomic ion channel activity involved in regulation of postsynaptic membrane potential; glutamate-gated receptor activity. Gene Ontology annotation, biological process: synaptic transmission, glutamatergic; monoatomic ion transport; modulation of chemical synaptic transmission. The record is from RefSeq and is a predicted model, not a curated record. Gene Ontology annotation, cellular component: postsynaptic membrane; plasma membrane. Lineage: Eukaryota; Metazoa; Chordata; Leptocardii; Amphioxiformes; Branchiostomatidae.
AUGGGACCCAUUACUCGUGAGAACCCCCCGCCCUCCCGGACCCUGGGGCUACUGCUGGGUCUCCUUCUGAUCCAAGUUGAGAGCGUCUUCACGUUAAACGUCAAUAUCGGAGUGAUGUAUGCGGCGGGUAACAAGGAAGCGUACGGCCAGGCGGUCCGUGAUCUGAUGCGGAACGCCAGCCUGUCGCCGGAGUUCCCUAACGUCACGUUCUCUUUUGUGGAGCUGGAGCGAAGCUGUACGGAGAAGGAUGCUCUGGACAACGCUGCUGUCUAUUUCAAACAAAGAGGAAUCUGCAACCUCCUGGUGGUGAACAACGACAGAAAGGUUGUCUCCCAGGACCACAGUCUGGAGGGAGAAGCGGUCCACUGCGCUUACCAUGACCUCAGACAGAACAACAGCGAGCUGCUCACUAUCAUCGUUCAGCGACCACAGGAGACACACGGCUUGCCCCCUAACAGCGGGAUGUGGGUGACGUCAUAUCCGGAACCGGCGGACUUGAGUCUGAUGAUCGUCAACACGGUGGAGAAGUACAAGUGGACCUCGGCCUUCGUCUUGUACGACAAAUUCGCAGAUGCCUACAAAAGUCUGGAGAAGUUUCUGAACUGGGCGGCUGACCGGGACUGGCUCCUGAGGGUGAAGGAGAUCCCUCUGAUCGGAGAAGGUCCGGACAAGGUGGACAGACCUGCGCUGACCACACUUCUCAGACAGAUCAAGUCAUCUCGCGAGUCUCACAUCAUCCUGUUGUCCAAUUCAGCCAUCAUCAAUGACGUCCUGGACCGGGCCGUGUAUCUACUGAUGGUGAAUUAUCAGUAUCACUGGAUCAUCACUAGUCUGAACGCCCCUCUUGGAGACCUGGGUUUCGAUGACUUCCAUGAUACUGGGGUCAGGGUGACGUUCUUUCAUCCUAACACUGAACUUGGCGGCACUACGCGGAUAUUCGAGCGCCUUGUGUUGGACGGUGCCUUGACUCUGGCCCACUCGGCAGUGGAGGCCGCCCGAGCCGUUAACAGGGGAGAGAUGACCGCCGGGGAAGCACAGUGUCGUCUGCGGGACUACAUCACACAGAUUGAGUUCGACGGGUACACCGGUAAUGUGCACUACACAAAUCAGCACGGGAGGGUUAAAGUCAGGAACAACCUGGUCAUGGACCUGAUGGAGAACACGGGCAGUCACUUGGUCAAGGUCGGUAGGUGGAGUCAGGUGAGCGGCGCCAACCUCACCUCCCAGUUCAACUCCAGUUUCUUCACCAACCCCGUCCUGGGCGGCAAAAUACUCAGGAUCAUUUCAAAAGAGAGAGACCCUUGGGUCAGGCAGAAGCCUCACGCCGACACGGAGGGUCUAAUAGGGGUUGCCCGGUACGAAGGUUUCCUCAUCGACAUGCUGAACGUCAUGUCCAAAAGACUGAACUUCACGUUCCAGAUUGACGUGCGCGACAACAUCACGAUCGGGUCACAGAACGAGACGGACGGCAGUUGGGACGGCAUGAUCGGGAUGCUCCACAGGCGGGAGUACGAUCUGGCACUGGACGCCGUGGCGACUCGCUCGUUCCGACUGAAGGCCGUGGACUUCACGGAGCCGAUAGAGAUGGCCGGGUACUACCUCAUCAUGAAGCGGCCCUCCAAAGCUGCCCCUGGGCUCCUCCAGUUUCUCAACCCCUUCAGUUACACGGUGUGGGCCGUGAUGCUGUGCGCCAACCUGGGCGUUGCGAUCCUACUGGCGAUCAACAACUGCCUCAAUCCGUACGAGUGGGGCGGGCUGGCCAAACGAGGAGAGGUCGAAGAAGAGGAAGGGAAAAGCCUCAACUUCUUCAACAGCCUGUGGACCGUGUGGGGGGCGUACGUAGCCGCUGGUCCCGAGUUCCUCCCGCGUUCGUUCGCUGGGAGGGUGCUGGCAUCCAUGUGGUUUUUCGUCUGUCUUGUCGCCAUCUCUUCCUACACGGCGAACCUUGCCGCCUUCCUGACCAAAACCAACCUGGACCAGCAGAUCUCCUCUCUGAAGGAUCUGGCCAACAGCGACUACAGGUUCGGGGCUCUGGAGAGGAACACCAUCGUACAGUUCCUGAUGAACAGCACCGAGGAACCCUACAAGACCCUCGGCAGGAGGCUGAAGCGCUGGAAAGGCGAGGUUCUGCUCGACUCCCGGGAGAAGCUGCUGAAGAAAGCCGAGGAGGAACGGUUUGUGUUCAUCGCGGAUAACGAGAACCAGUUCCGUGUGAAGGAACAGCUCUGCAAGCUGAUUGUGGUAGGAGAAAGGUUCUUCCGCUCGCCGACGUCCCUGAUGUUCCCGCGCGGCUCGCCGUACGUCACGGAGUUUAACCGGCAGAUCCUGCUGUUCCGCGAGGAGGGGUACAUGGACAUCCUGCGGGACCGAUACCUCAACGUGCCCGGGGAGUGCGCCACCAAGUUCAUCGCCCAAGACGACGGCCAGCUGCAGAUAGAGAGCUUCAUCGGCCUGUUCUACCUUCUGUUGGUCGGCGUCGCCCUGUUCCUCAUCGUUGGGUUGGUGGAGAUUUUCGUCUACCGCGUCAAACCAGAGAAGAAGGAGGGUGAAACGAAGGAUGACACGCCGGAACCGAAACUUGAAAUAAAUGGACAGUUGAACGCCACCUACCUGUAGCAUUCGGAACGGCAACGGGUAAUCUCCAAGCAGAUGUUUGGCGGCAAAAGCGUUACGCUUAAACGUUAGAACUAGCCAUCUAGAGAGUCGUAAGCCGCCCAGACAAAUGGCGUCUGACAAAUAGAUAGCCUCUACCAGGCUUCGGGGAGCGGCUGGAAAGAUGGGGGCGGCAAACUGUGGUCUU